Messenger RNA from Sungouiella intermedia, 1338 nucleotides. Lineage: Eukaryota; Fungi; Ascomycota; Pichiomycetes; Serinales; Metschnikowiaceae. The record is from the annotation of a GenBank genome assembly.
AUGGUUGCACUCUCUGGAGGCGUUGACUCUAUGUGUUUGACAUACUUGCUUUCGCAAUAUAAGUCCCUGUUCCAUCCAUCAUUAGCCAUUCACGCAGUAACUAUUGACCAUGGUUACAGACCUGGAUCGGAGGAGGAGGCAGCGAAAGUAGGCAGAUUGGUGGCCAAAUGGGGUGUCGAUCAUCUGAUUUGUCGUCUUCACUACGAUAAGAAUGUCGAAGAUAUAUCCAAUUUCGAGGAAGUGGCUAGAUAUAUGCGCUACAAGACCUUCCAACAGAAAAGUCAAGCAUUGGACAUCGAUGCUCUUUUGGUUGGACACACUUUAGACGACAAGUUGGAGACUUACUUGCAAAGACUUCAAAUGAAUUCCACCAUUUUUGGACUCGACGGCUUAAAGGACAAAUCUCAAUUUCCACUUCCUCCUACCAGUCCACUCCACCAUCUCAACGUAUACCGGCCACUUCUACCAUUCGAGAAGUUUCAAUUGCAAGAAACAUGCAGGGAGGGAGGUGUAGAAUGGUUUGAGGAUCAUACCAAUAUGGAUCGAUGGUUGACGAAGCGGAAUAUGUUUCGCUACUUAUUAAAUCACUAUAUUCCAGGACAUGUGCAUUCGAGGCCAAAACUUGCUGUAAUUUCGAAGUCUGCAUUAUUACAAACAACCAAACUGAUUGAUUCAGUGCUAAAUCAGUUGCAUGAAAAAGUUCUAGCCUUGGACAAUUAUGUGACUAAUUAUGGAGGUUUUGAAUUCCUCGAGGACCGAGCACUCAUCAAAUUCAGUGUGCCAAUUGAUUUUUGGAGUAAUGUCCAUUCGCUGGUGGCAAGCAGAUGGUUAUACAACCUGAUAUACUCAAUUUCGUCAGCACAGCAUUUUCACUGGUCGUAUGCCAAAAUUGAGCGAGCAAUGAUUCCACGUUUAAAUAAGUUCAUUGUCGAGGAACUGGACAAAACCUCAAUGACAUAUCUCAAUGUUUUGUUCACUAUUGAGAAGAGAAAUGGAACUUUGAAUUUCGCGAUAUCUAAGCAGCCGCCAAUCAGAGAUACAAUUCCAGAUUUGUGCCAUUCUCUCGUUGCUACAACCACAUUCUCACCUUGGAUCCUCUACGACAAGACCUGGUGGAUGCGAAUUCGAGAUACUCAAGGAACAAAGGUCAGGAUUCACCCAUACACGCUGAAAAUGCGCAAAAGUCUUCAAAAGGCAUUUCCUAACCUACGGAAUCUUCCACAGGGCAACGCCACUGUACCAGUAAUCACUAAUGAGUUGUGUGGGGACAUUUUAGCACUACCCACCUUUGGUCUAGUGCGCGAAAACUUGGAAGUCGAGUGUAUUCUCAAAAAGUAA